CAUGUGCACCCAUGUGCAGACAUGCGUUCACGUAUGCACAUGACCCACUGUGCAUAACGGUACAUUGAAGUAAGUUCUUAAUCGCUGAUUCCGCCUUGAUUUCAUAUUUGUUUACCUGGAAUUGUUGCUUGUAGCUUGGAAAGUUGACCGUUUUCGCGGGGUCCAAGUGACAAGCAACAACCAGAAAAAGAUCAGUCUCGCUUUUAAAUCUCAAACCCGCGCAUCGUAUUCUCUCCCCCUCAAAGUGAACCCAAGUGAAGUGAAAAGCAAAAAAGUGAUCUUACAUAUAUACAUAUAAACAAUCGUUAAAGAAAAGAACAUUACAAACAGUGAAACAAAAAUUAACAAACUCAAUUUUCAGACGUGAAGAAGACACUAAGAUACAACAUAAACCCACAAGAAGACCCAAAAUCAACACAACACAUGGUUAAACCAUCAAAGUGCGGGACACCAAAAAUAAACACAAGUGCGGGCCACUCUACACACCAUCAACAAAUUCCUAUAUCCUUAGACCCAAAAUCAAAAUGUGAAAUAACCUACUUACCCUCUAAAAUUAAAUUUUCCUACUUAAAGCUAAAGUUAAAAUUUCCUAUCCAAAACUAAAAGUAAAAUUCGCUACUUAAACUAAGAAUAAAUUGUGCUACUUCAUCCUAAAAGAAAUUAACUACUUAAUGCUACAUGUACAAUUGUCUAUCUAAAUUUACCUACAACAAAAGACUGAAUUCGAUUUACUACUUAUAAAUAAUGAAAUGAGCAACAAACACAAUAAACCAUUACAACAGCAUUGAAUUUUAAACCUAAUUCUCCCUCUGAUUUUUUAUUUCGAAAGGCAAAACCCUUAGUUUGACCCCAAACAUUUGGUCCUUCGAACCGGAUAAGUGGUUUUUUUAAAUAAUUAAAAAACCAAAAAUCAAAAAAAUUUUUCUGUUUUGUGCCCAAAAAUAAUUCAUUUUCAUUUCAAAAGACCCAGUGACCGAAACACAAAAAAAUUCGCAACAACAAAAGUGCAGUGACCCAACAAUUAAAAGCAAAUGAAAUAGAGAAAAACUCUAACGACACAAAGCUACAAAAAUUGCAAAAGGCGCCAACACACAAUUCUGGACCCAAGCCAAGCGCCCACCUACACACACACACACAUACACACACAUCAAAAAAGAAGCUUCAAAAUAAUGGCCGGAUAUUUACCUCGCCCAGAGUCCCCACGACCCGCCAGACCCACACGCCCUCGCUUCGACCCACGGGAACCCAGGUAUCGCCCCGCAUCUUGGCAGUAUGCCUGUGGCCUCUGCCAGGAGGACCACGCCAUACGGUCAUGCCCGCGGUUCCGGCAAAUGACACCGUAUCAGAGAUACGAGACAGUUGAGAGACGGAGUUACUGUCGGAACUGUCUGGCGCGCAGCCAUCUGGCCCCAGACUGCCCCGUGGUCACUGCCUGCCGAACAUGCGACUACCGCCAUCACACAAUGCUGCAUGGAGCCCCACAGCUUAGGGAGACAUAUGGCAGCUACAGCCCGCCCCCAAUGGAGAUUGCCAACCCACGGCAACUUGCAAUCGAACCAGCCAACCAGAUGCCCAUCGUCCAAGGCCCUCCCCCGGUCGAGAUACCUUACAGCCGGGCCACUGUUUUUGUACCCACGGCGAUGGUGGAAUUGGCACCCGAGGAGCAGGACGAUUGGGCUGGGGUACGGGUACUUUUGUGCCAGGCAUCGACCAUCACCCGAAUCGCGGCAGCCACAGUAACUCGCCUGGGGAUACCAACGAGAGAGCGCAGAGGGCACCGUCUGGCAACAAUAAGACUUCGGUCAAGGCAUGCGUCGAGGAGAACCAUGUAUACCAUCCGGGCAGUGGCGACCCGGGAUUUGCCGCGACGACCCUAUUCAGAUCCCAUCAUUCCCGACCCCACAAGCAGCCUAAGAUCCCUUUCUUUGGCAGACGCUGACCCUAGGGGCAACGAACCAAUCGAUGUAGAGGUAGGGGCCGAUGCCUACGCCCACCUCCGGAGGAGUGGUGUUGUACAACCCGGAUUGGGAGCCGUCUUCGCCCAGGAGACAGAUUGGGGAUACGUGUUCGUCGGCCCAGUCACCUCACAGGCAAGAAACCAAAAUUAAAAAGGUAAGAUGUCACUUCGUCACUUGGAGGGGGAGAAUGUUCAAGGUACGUUUGAACAUGAAGUCAUGUGCACCCAUGUGCAGACAUGCGUUCACGUAUGCACAUGACCCACUGUGCAUAACGGUACAUUGAAGUAAGUUCUUAAUCGCUGAUUCCGCCUUGAUUUCAUAUUUGUUUACCUGGAAUUGUUGCUUGUAGCUUGGAAAGUUGACCGUUUUCGCGGGGUCCAAGUGACAAGCAACAACCAGAAAAAGAUCAGUCUCGCUUUUAAAUCUCAAACCCGCGCAUCGUAUUCUCUCCCCCUCAAAGUGAACCCAAGUGAAGUGAAAAGCAAAAAAGUGAUCUUACAUAUAUACAUAUAAACAAUCGUUAAAGAAAAGAACAUUACAAACAGUGAAACAAAAAUUAACAAACUCAAUUUUCAGACGUGAAGAAGACACUAAGAUACAACAUAAACCCACAAGAAGACCCAAAAUCAACACAACACAUGGUUAAACCAUCAAAGUGCGGGACACCAAAAAUAAACACAAGUGCGGGCCACUCUACACACCAUCAACAAAUUCCUAUAUCCUUAGACCCAAAAUCAAAAUGUGAAAUAACCUACUUACCCUCUAAAAUUAAAUUUUCCUACUUAAAGCUAAAGUUAAAAUUUCCUAUCCAAAACUAAAAGUAAAAUUCGCUACUUAAACUAAGAAUAAAUUGUGCUACUUCAUCCUAAAAGAAAUUAACUACUUAAUGCUACAUGUACAAUUGUCUAUCUAAAUUUACCUACAACAAAAGACUGAAUUCGAUUUACUACUUAUAAAUAAUGAAAUGAGCAACAAACACAAUAAACCAUUACAACAGCAUUGAAUUUUAAACCUAA
Stomoxys calcitrans (stable fly) is the source of this 2974-nucleotide messenger RNA. RefSeq lists its product as uncharacterized. Lineage: Eukaryota; Metazoa; Arthropoda; Insecta; Diptera; Muscidae. The coding region runs from base 1170 to 2108 and encodes 312 amino acids. The transcript has 3 exons. The record is from RefSeq and is a predicted model, not a curated record.